Castor canadensis (American beaver) is the source of this 8439-nucleotide messenger RNA. Lineage: Eukaryota; Metazoa; Chordata; Mammalia; Rodentia; Castoridae. The record is from RefSeq and is a predicted model, not a curated record.
CCUCGCUUUCACCAGGCAGAAUUGAAGACCGGCAGGAAGCGGGUGGUGGCUUGCGGGGCAGUGCAUAGUGCAAGCUAACUGUCUGCUCAGUAAAACCCCAUUUGUAGGGUCUGGUCUUUGCCCGUCCAGUGUCUGUGUGUGCACAGCAGGCCCCUUACCACGCGUCCUGCGUGGCUGGGCGCUGCGCGGAGGAGUUUCUCAGCCUUAAGUCCAGAGAGAGUUAAGUGGGUGUGAUUGAUAUAGUGGUUCUCUCUAGGGGCUUAAGUGUGUGUAUGGGGUGGGGAGGGGGUCGGUUAAAGUCCCGGAGUCCAGAGCCCGGAUGAAGGGGGCGGAGUUGGGCUUUGCCGGGAGUGCCCGGAUGGAGUAGGCGUGGUCUCGGUAAGAGCAGAAUUAACCCUUACCGAGUACCUGGCUCUCGAGAUUGUGGAUCGGUUUGGGAAAGGCUGGAAUGUCUGCUCCAGAAGUGUGUCGCCCUCCCAGCCUGGCUCUGGCCGCGUACGUCUACCUCCCGUUUGUCUUCGAGGAGUCUGUGUGUGUCUGUCUUUGUGCCUGUCCGUGGUUCUUCCCUCUCCUUGGUUAGUAUGGACACCGGGAGUUGGGGAGGGCUAUUCCUGCCCCAGAGCGAGAGUGGAGGUGAGAGUGGAGUGCGAGCGGGCCCCUGGAGGCGGCUGAGGAACAGGUGUGAGUGCGGCAGCGGGGCUGCCCCGCGCGGGGUGGGGCCGUCGUGGGGGAGAUGAGAGGGGAAAUUCCACGGGACCAGUGGUGAGCAGUGUGUGGGUUGAGGAGUUGUGUCUGCCUCUGACUGUGUAUCUAUGUGAGUUGAGGGAGGCGGGGGCUGAGUCAGUGGGAAUAAGGGAGGUUUUCUGGGUGACUCAUUCACCCCCCCCUCCAAGCCUGAAUCAGACCCUGAGGAAGUCGCCUUGUUCGUGGAGCGGGUGGGGAAUCAGCGCCUGACUUGAACCUUGGUGCGGGCGAGGAUCCGAGGUUGUUGGCGAGAGUGUUUAGUGUACAGGAAGUUUUGUCCUUGAGCGCUCUGUAUUACCGGGUCCCGGUGUGUGUUUGUGUGGGGAGGUUGCGGAUAAAGGUUGAAGAUCAGAGGGCUGGAGGGACGGAACUCGCUAGUUUAGGGAAAGCUGAGUCAGUUCCCCGUGGGAAAGGGGAAGUGGCAGAGGGGAAGUGUCAUCAUCACAGAAGGGAAGCUGCAUUUCCUGGUAACCGGCAGCGCCCUGGGCUCGCUUCCCUACCAGGGAUUUGCUUCUCUGAUUUGGUACCGUGUGACCCUGUUUGUCCAAGUCUGGUCGCUGGGUCCUCGCAGGGUUCGGCCGGGACAGCCAAACCUGAGCUCUAUUUGACCACAGUUAAGCGCCGUACUACUUGUCCCAGGGCUUGGCAACUGACAGAAAGAUUGGUGGGGAGAGUUCUGACAGUUCUCCAUGUGAACUGCGGUGGGGUCUGUAGGGCGCUAGUGCUUACCAGCUCUCGUGUGGGAGUGGCAUGCCGGGACCUGUAAGGUCUAAGCGCUUCCAUACAAACAGACGACUUACCCCUGCGGGAAGGGGGAUUAUUUUCAACAGAAACCCUUCUGCCCUUGUGGGCUGAGUGGAAAUUUCCCCACAGCGCAGACUUCUCGGCGACGGCGAACUUUCCAGCCGCCCCCAGCCCCUCGCGGCUCUCUCCCCCAGCUUCCUGCCCCGCGCUUGCUCCAGCUGGAGCUAUGGCCCCGCCCCCGCGGCUUUGUACCCGGCACUCGUCUCUCACUGCUCUUUGUACUCAAGACUCAAUGGACCGAUCCUGGGAUCGGAGCCCUACCUGCGGGGACCAGGGGCUGUUACUGAGGCGGAGACACGGGUGAUGAUUGGCUUUCUGGGGAGAGAAGUAGUCCUGUGAUUGGCCAGAUCCCUGGAGCUCGCUGACGCAGUGAGAGGACGCUCCCACGCAGGCCGAAUUGGCUGUGAAAGGCCAGGGGCUGCCAUCUGGGGACAGUGGGCACACUUACCAGAACGGCUGGAGCCGGACCAUAGUCCCAGAGAGCUGGGGCAGGGGCCGUGCCCAAUCUCCAGGGCUCCUGGGGUCACUGCUGACCUGGCUGGAUGCAUCGGGCAGUGGACCCUCCAGGGGCCCGCACUGCACGGGAAGCCUUUGCCCUUGGGGGCCUGAGCUGUGCUGGGGCUUGGAGCUCCUGCCCUCCCCAUCCUCCACCUCGUAGUGCAUGGCUGCCUGGAGGCAGAUGCUCAACCAGCAUUGGGCAGCCCCCACUCCCUGCUCCCUUACCCCCUUCACAUGGCAGUAGCUCUGGGCACCCCACCAAACCAUAUUAUGCUUCAGGGACGCCCACCCCAAGACCCCUCCAUGGGAAGUUGGAAUCCCUGCAUGGCUGUGUGCAGGCAUUGCUCCGGGAGCCGGCACAGCCAGGGCUGUGGGAACAGCUUGGACAGUUGUAUGAGUCAGAGCAUGACAGUGAGGAGGCCAUACGCUGCUACCACAGCGCCCUUCGAUACGGAGGAAGCUUUGCUGAGCUGGGGCCCCGCGUUGGCCGACUGCAGCAGGCUCAGCUCUGGAACUUUCAUGCUGGCUCCUGCCAGCACCGAGCCAAGGUCCUGCCUCCCCUGGAACAAGUGUGGAACUUGCUACAUCUUGAGCACAAGCGGAACUAUGGGGCUAAGCGAGGGGGUCCCCCGGUGAAGCGAGCUGCUGAACCCCCAAUGGUUCAGCCUAUGCCUCCGGCAGUACUCUCAGUCCCCUCGGGUGAGGAGGGCCUCAGCCCGGGAGGCAAGCGCAGGAGAGGCUGCAGCUCUGAGCAGACUGGCCUUCCCCCAGGGCUGCCACUCCCACCGCCUCCAUUCCCACCGCCUCCGCCACCACCCUUGCCUGGCCUCCCUACCAGUCCCCCAUUUCAGCUGACCAAGCCAGGACUGUGGAAUACCCUGCAUGGAGAUGCCUGGGGCCCCGACCGCAAGGGUUCAGCACCCCCAGAGCGCCAGGAGCAGCGGCACUCGCUGCCUCACCCAUAUCCAUACCCAGCUCCAACCUACACUGCGCAUCCCCCCAACCACCCCAGCCACCGGCUCGUCCCGGCCGCACCCCCAGGCUUGGGCCCCCGCCCCCCAGGAGCAGAGAGCCAUGGCUGCCUGCCUGCCACCCGUCCCCCCGGAAGUGACCUUAGAGAGAGCAGAGUUCAGAGGUCGCGGAUGGACUCCAGUGUUUCACCAGCAGCAACUACCACCUGCGUGCCUUAUGCCCCUCCCCGGCCUCCUGGCCUCCCUGGCACCACCAGCAGCAGCAGCAGCAGCAGCAGCAGCAGCAGCAGCAGUACGGGUCUCCGGGGCAUGGAACUGAGCCCACCUGGCACGGACCAUUACCAAACUCCCGCCCUGGAGGUGGCCCCCCAUCACGGCCGCCUGGGGCCCUCCACACACAGCAGUCGGAAACCAUUCUUGGGGGCUCCUGCUGCCACUGCUCACCUUUCCUUGCCACCUGGGUCCCCCUCACUUUCUCCACCCCCCUGUCCCCGCCUCUUACGCCCCCCGCCACCCCCUGCUUGGAUGAAGGGCCCUGCCUGUCGGGCAGCCCGAGAGGAUGGAGAGAUCUUAGAGGAGCUCUUCUAUGGGACUGAGGGAUCCCCCCGGCCUCCUCCCCCACCACUCCCCCACCGCGAGGGCUUCUUGGGGCCUCCGGCCCCCCGCUUUUCUGUGGGCACUCAGGAUUCGCAUACCCCUCCCGCUCCCCCAACCACCAGCAGUAGCAGCAGCAGCAGCAACAAUGGCAGCCACAGCAGUAGCCCUACUGGGCCUGUGCCCUUCCCCCCACCUCCUUAUCUGGCAAGAAGUAUGGACUCCCUUCCCCGGCCACCUAGCCCAACAAUGAACCCCCAGGACCCUCCUCUUGCACCCCUAACUCUUGCCCUGCCUCCAGCCCCUCCCUCCUCCUGCCACCAAAAUACCUCAGGAAGCUUCAGGCGCUCGGAGAGCCCCCGGCCCAGGGUCUCCUUCCCAAAGACCCCCGAGGUGGGGCCGGGGCCACCCCCAGGCCCCCUGAGUAAAGCUCCCCAGCCUGUGCCGCCUGGGGUAAGGGAGCUGCCUGCCCGAGGCCCUCGACUCUUUGAUUUUCCCCCAACCCCGCUGGAGGACCAGUUUGAAGAGCCAGCUGAAUUCAAGAUCUUACCUGAUGGGCUGGCUAACAUCAUGAAGAUGCUGGAUGAAUCUAUCCGAAAGGAGGAAGAGCAGCAGCAACAGGAGGCAGGCGUGGUUCCCCCGCCCCCACUGAAGGAGCCCUUUGCAUCUCUACAGCCUCCAUUUCCCAGUGACACAGCCCCAACCACCACUGCUGCUGCCACAGCUGUCACCACUACCACCACCACCACCCAGGAAGAGGAGAAGAAGCCACCACCACCAGCCCUACCGCCACCACCGCCUCUAGCCAAGUUCCCUCCACCUCCACAGCCACAGCCACCUCCACCCCCACCACCUCCACCAGCCAGCCCAGCCAGCCUGCUCAAAUCCUUGGCCUCCGUACUGGAGGGGCAGAAGUACUGUUAUCGUGGGACUGGAGCAGCUGUUUCCUCCCGGCCUGGGCCCUUGCCUGCCACUCAGUAUUCCCCUGGUCCCCCAUCAGGUGCUACCGCCCUCCCCCCUACUUCAGUGUCCCCUAGAACCCAGGGCUCCCCGCAGCCCUCUGCUUCCUCGUCAUCUCAGUUCUCUACCUCAGGUGGGCCCUGGGCCCGGGAGCUCAGGGCAGGUGAAGAGCCAGCCCCAGGCCCUGCAACCCCCACUCAGCUGCCCCCACCCCUACCAACGCCCCUUGCUCGUUCUGAGUCUGAGGUGCUAGAAGAGAUCAGUCGGGCUUGUGAGACCCUUGUAGAGCGGGUGGGCCGGAGUGCUGUUGACCUGGCAGACCCAGUGGACACAACAGACUCGGUGGAUAGUGGGACUGAGCGGAUACUGCCUCCUGCACUGGCCAAGGAGGAGAGUGGUGUGGUGGCCACAGGGCCCGGCAGUGGUAAGCGGCGGCAGAAGGAACACCAGAGGGAACACCGGCGGCACAGGCGGGCAUGUAAGGACAGUGUAGGUCGCCGACCCCAUGAGGGGAGAGCCAAGGCCAAGGCCAAAGCCCCCAAAGAAAAGAGCCGCAGGGUGCUAGGGAACCUGGACCUGCAGAGCGAGGAGAUCCAGGGUCGGGAGAAGGCCCGUCCUGACCUAGGUGGGGCUUCCAAGGUCAAGCCACCCACAGCUCCAGCUCCUCCGCCAGCUCCUGCACCUUCUGCCCAGCCUGUGUCCCCAGCUGCCCCUGUCCCUGGGAAGAAGGCUCGAGAGGAAGCUCCAGGGCCCCCAGGUGUUAGCCGAGCUGACAUGCUAAAGCUUCGCUCACUUAGUGAGGGGCCUCCCAAGGAGCUGAAGAUUCGCCUCAUCAAGGUAGAGAGUGGUGACAAGGAGACCUUUAUCGCCUCUGAGGUGGAAGAGCGGAGACUGCGCAUGGCAGACCUCACCAUCAGCCACUGUGCUGCUGAUGUUGUGCGUGCCAGCAAGAAUGCCAAGGUGAAAGGAAAGUUUCGAGAGUCCUAUCUUUCCCCUGCCCAGUCUGUGAAACCGAAGAUCAACACUGAGGAGAAACUACCCCGGGAAAAACUCAACCCCCCUACGCCCAGCAUCUAUCUUGAGAGCAAACGGGAUGCCUUCUCGCCAGUGCUGCUGCAGUUCUGUACAGACCCUCGAAAUCCCAUCACAGUGAUCCGCGGCCUGGCAGGUUCCUUGCGGCUCAACUUGGGCCUCUUUUCCACCAAGACCUUGGUGGAGGCAAGUGGUGAGCACACUGUGGAGGUGCGCACUCAGGUGCAGCAGCCCUCAGAUGAGAAUUGGGACCUGACGGGCACGAGACAGAUCUGGCCCUGUGAGAGUUCCCGUUCCCACACUACCAUUGCUAAGUACGCACAGUACCAGGCCUCAUCCUUCCAGGAGUCACUGCAGGAGGAGAAAGAGAGUGAGGAUGAGGAGUCAGAGGAGCCAGACAGCACCACAGGAACCUCUCCUAGCAGUGCACCAGACCCGAAGAACCAUCACAUCAUCAAGUUUGGCACCAACAUCGACCUGUCUGAUGCCAAGCGGUCAGUGAUGCUAAGGCAGCAAAGGUGGGGCAGGAAUCCAGCUGGGCACUUGGUUAGGGGUACCCUCUCACUUUGGUCUCCUUCUCAAAGGUGGAAGCCCCAGCUACAAGAGCUGCUGAAACUGCCCGCCUUUAUGCGGGUAACAUCCACGGGCAAUAUGCUCAGCCAUGUGGGCCACACCAUCCUGGGCAUGAACACAGUACAGCUGUACAUGAAGGUUCCUGGCAGCAGAACGCCAGGCCACCAAGAGAACAACAAUUUCUGCUCUGUCAACAUCAACAUUGGCCCAGGGGACUGCGAGUGGUUUGCAGUGCAUGAACACUACUGGGAGACCAUCAGCGCCUUCUGUGAUCGGCAUGGAGUGGACUACUUGACCGGCUCCUGGUGGCCAAUCCUAGAUGACCUCUAUGCUUCCAAUAUUCCUGUGUACCGCUUUGUGCAGCGGCCUGGAGACCUGGUGUGGAUUAAUGCGGGGACUGUGCAUUGGGUGCAAGCCACCGGCUGGUGCAACAACAUUGCCUGGAACGUGGGGCCCCUCACCGCCUAUCAGUACCAGCUGGCCCUGGAACGAUAUGAGUGGAACGAGGUGAAGAACGUCAAAUCCAUUGUACCCAUGAUUCACGUGUCCUGGAACGUGGCUCGCACGGUCAAAAUCAGCGACCCCGACUUGUUCAAGAUGAUCAAGUUCUGCCUCCUGCAGUCUAUGAAGCACUGCCAGGUGCAGCGGGAGAGCCUGGUGCGGGCAGGGAAGAAAAUCGCUUACCAGGGCCGGGUCAAGGACGAGCCCGCGUACUACUGCAAUGAGUGCGACGUGGAAGUGUUCAACAUCCUGUUCGUGACCAGUGAGAACGGCAGCCGCAACACGUACCUGGUGCACUGCGAGGGCUGCGCACGGCGCCGCAGCGCGGGCCUACAGGGCGUGGUGGUGCUGGAGCAGUACCGCACGGAGGAGCUGGCGCAGGCCUACGACGCCUUCACGCUGGUGAGUGCCGGCCAGGCCAGGGGCUCUGCGUGGUGUCCAGAGGAGGGGGGCUCCAGCCUGCUGAGCCCGCUGAGCCCCCAUCUGCUUUCUCCCCGCAGGCCCCCGCCAGUACGUCGCGAUGAGGCCGGACGCCCCGCCCGCCUUGCAGGGCGCCGCGGGGCCACCAGCACACGCCUGGGCUGGACCUAGGUCCCGCCUGUGGCCGGGAAGGGGGUCGGUCGGGCCCAGCCCUUCCACCCCAUUGGCAGCUCCCCUCACUUAAUUUAUUAAGAAAUUUUUUUUUAACAAAUAUGAGGAAAAAAAAGAAAAAAAAAGGGAGACGGGGGAGGGGGCUGGCAGCCCCUCGCCCACCAGCGCCUCCCCUCACCGACUUUGGCCUUUCUAGCAAGAGACACAAGGACCAGGCUCUGGCGGCGGCGGGGUCACAUACGGGUUCCUCACGCCUGCCCGCCGCGCCCAUGCUCGCGGCUCGUGUGUGUACAUAGACCUUACGGCAGCCGAGGUUUUUAAUGAGAUUCUUUCUAUGGGCUUUACCCCUCCCAGAACUUCCUUUUUUACUUCCAAUGCUAGCUGUGACCCCUGUACAUGUCUCUGUUUAUUCACUUGAUUAUGAUUUGUAUUUUUGUUCUUUUUGGUUUUUAAUUUAUAACAGUCCCACUCACCUAUUUAUUCAUUUUUGGGAAAACCCGACCUCCUGCACUCCCAAGCCAUCCCACCCGCCCCCCUCGGGGACUGCCCGCCCCAGUGUGUGUCCGGUCCGUGUCCGUCCGUCCGGGCUCGGCCUGUCCGUCUCCGCCUGCUCCAGUCGGGCUCUCAUGGUGCUCAAACCUGCUCCCCUCCCCUACGUCCGUCCUGCACUUUCUCGGACCAGUCCCCCAACUCCCAUACCGACCCUAACCCCGCCUGAGGGUGAGCGACUCCUGUACUGUAGGGGAAGAAGUGGGAACUGAAAUGGUAUUUUGUAAAAAAAAUAAUAAAAAUUAAUAAAAAAAUAAAAUUUAAAAGUUUUAAAGAAAGAACUAUGAGGAAAAAAGGAACCCUCUCCUUCCCAGCCCCGGCCAAUUUAAAAAACAUGGACCUUCACCCUCACCUCCUCCCCCUUUUUUUAGAAAAGCGUGAAGCAGCCCAGGGCCAGGGCCUCACUGGGGCAGAGACACCCCGGGGUGAAUCUCUCUGGGGCUUUAUUUUCAUUUUUUUAGUUGGUUUUUCUCCCUGCUGGGGCUGCGGAGGGGUGGUGGGGGGGUUUACAGACCCGCCCCCUCGCACUGCACUGUCUCUCUGCCCCAGGGGCAGAGGGGUCUUCCCAACCUUACCCUAUUUUCGGUGAUUUUUGUGUGAAGAUAUUAAUAUUAAAAAUAAA